This is a messenger RNA of Phytophthora infestans T30-4, 852 nucleotides long. Its product is annotated as aspartyl-tRNA synthetase, putative. The transcript has 2 exons. Lineage: Eukaryota; Oomycota; Peronosporomycetes; Peronosporales; Peronosporaceae. The record is from RefSeq and is a predicted model, not a curated record. Gene Ontology annotation, biological process: aspartyl-tRNA aminoacylation. Bases 1 to 852 code for a protein of 283 amino acids. Gene Ontology annotation, molecular function: ATP binding; aspartate-tRNA ligase activity; RNA binding. Gene Ontology annotation, cellular component: cytoplasm; cytosol; aminoacyl-tRNA synthetase multienzyme complex.
AUGGAUUGGUCCCCACGUGCACUUCGCUGGCUGCUGCUGGACACGCGUGCGGACCCAGUGCGUGUGGAGAUCGUUGCCGUCUUGACUGGCACUCUUGACGGAAUCGCGGUCGAUGGAUUGGUCCCCACGUGCACUUCGUUGGUUGCUGCUGGACACGCGUGCGUGCAUUCCUCAUCCAGCGACUACGUGGAGAUCCACACGCCCAAGCUGGUCGGUGGCGCCUCGGGGAGCGGAGCCAACUACUUCACACUCAAGUACUUCGACCAGGACGCUACCUUGGCUCAGAGUCCGCAGACGUACAAGCAUAUGGCGUGUGAUGUUGCUAGUCUCGAGCGCGUAUUCGAGAUCGGCCCGGGCUUCCGUGCUGAGACCUCGAGCACGCAACGUCACAUGUGCGAGCUCGUGGGUCUGGAUCUGGAGAUGACUAUUAAGGCGCACUACCACAAGGUGCUCACAGAGAAAGAGAAGUGGCUGGGUCGUCUCAUCAAGGAGAAAUACGACACAGACUUCUACAUCCUCGACAAGUUCCCGCUGGCUGUGCGUCCGUUCUACACGAUGCCAGACCCGACGGACAAGCGUUGGAGCAACUCGUACGACAUAAUGAUCCGAGGCGAGGAGAUGGUCUUGUAUGCUCAGCAUGUGCACGAUCCCAAGCUGCUGAUGGAGCGUAUGGACGAACUGGGUGUGCCUCAGGAGUCGAUGCGCAACUACAUCUACUCUCUCCGUCUUGACUCUCUGCCCCACGGUGGCGGUGGUAUUGGUCUGGAGCGUGUGGUCAUGUUGUACUUGGGUCUGGGCAACAUCAGUAAGUCCUCCAUGUUCCCGCGUGACCCCAAGAGGUUGCUCCCUUAA